AUGAGCGGCAAGGUUGGGCCUCGACACUUGACACCAUCAAAUGCCAGCCGGCCAGGGCUGCUUUCGAGACUCGAGACUCGACACUCGAGCCAGAUCAGGGGCUUGAAAGCUGGGCCAGACUUUUGCGCGGCAAUGGUUGAUGGCGGCUAUGCUGCAGCACCCGUCUCAGCAGCUAUUAUUAUUAAUUAUGCCUUUCCCACGUCGACGUGGUUCGCAAAGUCUGGCGAGAAAAACAAAACAAACCGCCGCCGUGAGGGAGGAACGCCCGAUCCAAGGCCACCCCCAAGGAGCUCCCUGACCCGUGAACGAGCACAAGGUCUGGAUGACCCGGCCAAGGGCAAUCGCUUGCUCGACGGCGCCACCAAGGAAAACGACUAG
Messenger RNA from Colletotrichum abscissum, 378 nucleotides. RefSeq lists its product as uncharacterized. NCBI's taxonomy places the organism in Eukaryota, Fungi, Ascomycota, Sordariomycetes, Glomerellales, Glomerellaceae. The record is from RefSeq and is a predicted model, not a curated record. The transcript has 2 exons. The coding region runs from base 1 to 378 and encodes 125 amino acids.